Molecule: messenger RNA, 543 nt
Organism: Anopheles nili
Lineage: Eukaryota; Metazoa; Arthropoda; Insecta; Diptera; Culicidae
Product: enhancer of split malpha protein-like
Exons: 1
Coding region: 1-543 (180 amino acids)
Biological process (GO): Notch signaling pathway; sensory organ development
Source: RefSeq, a predicted model, not a curated record
AUGCAUUCGUACGCCGUCAACAACAGCAACAUGGCCGCCAGCAGCAACAACAGCAUCAACGAGAACCGCUACAACAGCGAGAAGUUGGCCAAAUCAUCGGCCGUGUACCGCCUGAAGAAGAUCCUGAAGCCCCUGGUCACGCUGCUGAAGAGCAAAAGCAAGGCCCAGCAACCCGCCAAAGCCCAGCAGCAGUACGAUCAGCGCCGCUCGAUCAUCAGCUACAUCGAUGACUUCGAUUGCGACUACGACAACUCCGCCAACGAGCGUCUGGAGGCCGAGCUCGUCGCUGAGCUCGCGCAGUGCCACGCCACCGAUGCGGCCAUCCUAGUGCUUGAGGAUCAGUGCCUGCGCCUGCAGCCCGUUCUGCCAGAAGAGGAGUUGUAUGUCCCAGUGCACUUCGCCCGCACCGAGGCUGGUACCUUCUUCUGGACGACCAUGCCGGCUCGUGAAGUCGACGAGGACCUAAUCCAACCGGCACACUGCUACAGCGAGGAGCCCCAGCACGCCCAGCGAGCCUACGCCGAUCGUUGGGCUCAGGCCUAA